GCCCGGUAUAAAUUCAGUUGAUUAAAAAAAUGUAAAGUAGGAAUUUGAAUAUUAGGUAUUUAGGUCGGAUGUCACUUGUUAAAGUUUCUGCGUUUGAUUUGCACUUGUUCGUUUCAAUUUCAGUAAUUUGAAGAACUUAUAAAAUGGAUUUGAAGUGUGUAUCGAAUAUAAAAUGUGACCAAGGAGCAAUACGUUCUGUGAGGUUUAAUGUGGAUGGUGAAUAUUGCCUUACGUGUGGCAGUGAUAAGAAAAUUAAACUCUGGAAUCCAUUUAAGGAGUUAUGUUUGAAAACGUACGCUGGCCACGGAGACUGUGUAAUGGAUGCAUGUGGUUCAUGCGAUAGCAGUGAAUUAGCAUCAUGCGGGGCUGAUAAAUCAGUUGUAUUAUGGGAUGUGUCAGAUGGGAGAGUAAAACGCAGAUUACGGCAACAUGCUGCAACAGUGAAUUGCGUUGAAUAUAAUGAAGAUUCUUCAGUUGUGGUGUCAGGAUCGAAUGACAAUACUGUUUGUUGUUGGGAUACUAGAAGUCGUAACAACAGUCCAAUACAAGUUUUAAAAGAAGCCAAAGACAGUAUUACUAAAGUUUUAGUAAUAGGCCAUCAAAUUCUAACAGGUUCCUUAGAUUGUUUUUUAAGAACUUAUGACAUAAGAAUGGGAAAUUUGGAUGCUGAUUUUAUUGGAAAACCGAUAUCAUGUAUUAGUUCAACACAGGACAAUAUGUGCACUUUAGUAAGCUGUACAGAUAGUACAUUGAAGUUAAUGGAUAAACAAAAAGGAGAAUUAUUGAAUGAGUAUACAGGUCAUACAGUCGGCGAUUAUUUUAUAGAAAACUGUGUAUUUCAUAAUGAUAGCAUAAUAAUAAGUGGAUCAACCUGUGGGCAUCUGUGGUGUUGGGAUUUUGUCAGUGCUAAAGUUAUAGAGAAGUUAAAACCUAAUAACAAUGUUUCAUACACACAAUCCAUAAAUUCAAUUAGUACACACCCCAGUAAAAAAGUACUAUUAGCAUCAUGCGGGCCUUGUAUUAGUCUUUGGUCUGAAUAAUUAUUUUUCAAUUCAUAUAUAGUUGAAACACGGUUCAGAAUAUUCAAAAAGUCUUUCAUUUUUGCUUUUUCGAGCUGUAAUAUCUUUUGGUGUAUCACCUGUACUAUUUGAUAGUUUUAUGUCAGCUUGAAUACCAGGUUGAGACAAUAAAAGUUCAAUCAGAUUAUGUGAAUCAGCCAACUCUGCUACUAAAUGUAGAGGUGUUAUACCUACAAAAUAAAAUAUUUAUAAACAUAUGAUUAUAAUAUAAUGUAAUAAAAAGAAUGUAUGUAUAUAAAUCGUA
Messenger RNA from Aphis gossypii (cotton aphid), 1323 nucleotides. RefSeq names its product WD repeat domain-containing protein 83. Gene Ontology annotation, molecular function: protein binding. Lineage: Eukaryota; Metazoa; Arthropoda; Insecta; Hemiptera; Aphididae. The record is from RefSeq and is a predicted model, not a curated record. Gene Ontology annotation, cellular component: catalytic step 2 spliceosome. The transcript has 6 exons. The coding region runs from base 144 to 1040 and encodes 298 amino acids. Gene Ontology annotation, biological process: mRNA splicing, via spliceosome.